Messenger RNA from Emiliania huxleyi CCMP1516, 1260 nucleotides. RefSeq lists its product as hypothetical. The record is from RefSeq and is a predicted model, not a curated record. The coding region runs from base 1 to 1260 and encodes 419 amino acids. Gene Ontology annotation, biological process: transmembrane transport. Gene Ontology annotation, molecular function: transmembrane transporter activity. NCBI's taxonomy places the organism in Eukaryota, Haptophyta, Isochrysidales, Noelaerhabdaceae. The transcript is spliced from 2 exons.
AUGCCGACUGCGAGCCAGCAGCCGCUCCACAUCGUGUACGCCCUUGUUGUGGUGUACGCCCUCUGCUACCAGCUCCAGUCGCCGAUCGAGCCGUUCCUGGUCGCUCAGCUGUCCGAGGCCAACGCCGACGCCGCUGCCGAGUACGCGAGCCUUCGCACCUUCUUCAACUGUGUGCAGACCGUCGGCUCGUUUCUGGUCGGCUACAGCGCCGACGUGAUUGGGCUGCGCGCCUUGUUUGCCCUCAACUUUGUCGCGUGCGCUGCGUCCUACGGGCUGCUCUGGCAGGCGAGCAGCAUGGCCGGGCUCUACGCGUCCAAGGUGCCCACGCUCUUCAUGGCGGGCUUCCUGUGCGCACAGACCGCCGCCGCCAAGCUGACGCCGGCCGGGCCGGCACGAGCGGGCGCGCUUGGCCGCCUGACCACCGCCUACACUCUCGGCGGCGUGGUCGGGCCCGCGGUGGGUGGCAGGAUCGGCAACGAGGUGGCCGCGCCGCUUGCGGUGGCGGGCUCGCUGCUGGCGGCGUUGCUAGUGCUCCUGCUGCCCGCCGCCGUCGACAAGGAGGAGGCGGAGGAGGCGGGCGACGGCGCGGGCAGCGACCAGGGAAAGAAGGACGCGCCUCCUGCGGGCUCUUGGUUCUCGCGCAUGGGGCAGAUCCUGCCUGCUGUGUGGCCGCUGCUGCUGACCAAGCUCGCCAGCGGCGUCGCCAAUUCGGCGGUCGGCGCCGCGCGGCCAAUCGUGCUCAAGGAGCUCUUCUCGUUCGACCAGGCCGGGCUCGGAGCCGUCAUGUCGGCAGCCUUCUUCGGGAACGCCCUCGUCGGCCUCGCCCUCGGACACCUCUCCUCUGCCCUCGGAGGCGCACGCCGCACUGUCGGCUGCUGCCUCGCCGCUAUGGUCGCCGGCUACGCCGCCCUCGCCGCUGCAUACGCGCCAGAUGCCUCUGCGCCGCAGCUGGGCGCCCUCCCUUUCCUUGGCCUCUCGCUCGCGCUCUCACUGGCGCAGUUCCCGCUCGCAACCACCCUCACCGCCCUCUCGACCGCCGCCGUCCCUCCCCGCCUCAAGGGCACACUGGUCGGCGCAGAACACGCCGCAUUUGCCCUCGCCGGCAUGGUGUCGCCUGCGGCCGGCGUCGGCCUCUUCCGCGCCGCCGGCUUGCGAGGGGUCGCCUCCGGCGCCGCCCUCGUGUACGCCUCGCUCGUCGCCUUCUGGCUCGGCUCGGCCCGCGCGGCAGCGGCCGCAGCGGAGAAGAGGAAGGACGAGUGA